Molecule: messenger RNA, 1889 nt
Organism: Physcomitrium patens
Lineage: Eukaryota; Viridiplantae; Streptophyta; Bryopsida; Funariales; Funariaceae
Product: 4-hydroxy-tetrahydrodipicolinate synthase, chloroplastic
Molecular function (GO): 4-hydroxy-tetrahydrodipicolinate synthase activity
Source: RefSeq, a predicted model, not a curated record
UUAGGGCAAAAUCUGGCAACGGGGAAAUUCGUCGUCAUCUGGCCGACUGCCUCCCUGCGAGCAAAUCUAUUUUCUUUCAGACCCCAGCAAUUUUGCCUCGCCCUUCCUCUCUCUUUGGUCGGAAGAACUUACAAAUUCUGUCUUGGACGUUGUUGCGGACGAUAGGGUUGUUUUUCGAAGGUGGGCGUCAACGAGGACCAAUAUUCGUUGGUGUCUAGGAGGCUUUGACUUGAGUUGUGGGGAUUUGGGGUGGACAUGGCGACAACGUUGCGAAUCGGGAAUGUAAGGAGCCAUUCCGCGGGGUUUGAAGUAAAUCGUUUGCGUCCUUCGAAGAGAGAGUUGGAGCUUCAAAGCUUUGUUUCGAUUCGUGGCAGUCGUCUGAGGAAUGUGGUGUCUAAUGUGUCGGAGAAGUCGGAUAAGCAGAGGGUCGGUGCCGCCAGGGCAGCAGUGAUGCAGGCACCAGCGAUCCCCAUGCGUAGUCGUAAGAUGAUGAAGCUGAGCACUACGGUGGACGAAUUGAAGAAUUUGAGGUUGAUAACUGCUAUCAAGACUCCUUACUUGCCAGAUGGACGCUUCGAUCUGGAAGCUUUCGAUUCGCUCGUGGAUUUGCAAAUCGCGAACGGCGCGGAGGGACUUAUCGUCGGAGGGACAACCGGAGAAGGCCAGCUCAUGACCUGGGACGAACACAUUAUGCUUAUAGGUCACACAGUCAAGUACUUUGGUAGCGAAAUUAAAGUUAUAGGUAACACCGGCAGCAAUUCUACCAGAGAAGCCGUUCAUGCCACUGAGCAGGGGUUUGCGGUGGGCAUGCAUGGAGCUCUUCACAUCAAUCCGUAUUAUGGGAAGACCUCUAACGAAGGCCUCAUCAGACACUUUAGCAGUGUGCUGGACAUGGGUCCAACCAUCAUUUACAACGUUCCUGGACGUACAGGUCAGGAUAUUUCUCCGUCUGUGAUUAAUGAAAUAUCAGUGAACUCGAACUUUGUUGGAAUCAAAGAGUGUGUUGGUAACGAGCGUGUCGGGGCCUACGUUGAGAAGGGAUUUUCUGUAUGGAGCGGGAACGAUGACCAGUUCCACGAUGCUAGGUGGAAUUAUGGAGCACAAGGGGUUAUCUCGGUAGUGAGCAAUUUGAUACCACGGUUGGCACACAAAUUACUCUUCGACGGCAAGGAUGUAGAUCUCAACAAGAAGCUCCUGCCGCUGAUCGACUGGUUGUUUGUGGAACCCAACCCAAUAGGAUUGAACACGGCUCUAGCUCAGCUGGGCGUAAUCCGUCCCGUGUUUCGUCUUCCUUACGUCCCUUUGAGCAUUGAGAAACGCUGGGAAUUCGUUCAAAUGGUUCAUGACAUUGGCCGGGAGCAUUUCGUAGGCGACAAUGAUGUGCAAGUGAUGGAAGAUAAUGACUUUGCCCUUCUGGCUCGGUUCUGAUGAAGUUAGACUACUGUGAGGUGAGAGUCCACUCAUAUAACCGGUUCGUCUGUGGAGUUCCUUUGUGUGCUCUAACUUCGAAGUCAAAGCGAGAGCUCCUGGAAAUUUUUUGGGUAGUAGUCGGUGUAGAUCAGGAUAUUCGCAGGGCAUUUUUAUGUGCAUGUCUAGGUGUGGAAUAUCUCUUCCCAUUUAUGCUGGUAGUUGACAUUCACAGAUCAGUUCUCCCUGAUCAUGGCAUUCUUUUCAUGAUCAGAGAGGAGUUAGUGUUGUCGGAUCUGAAUGCUACUUUUUACGAUCGUGUAUCACCAUGCUGGUAUGAUGGUUUAGUUUGGAAUUUUACUUUUGGUUUCAUUUAGGCUUGAUCCAAUGUAUGCCUCAAGUUGUUUCAAUUUGGAGGGGUGUUGUGGUGGAGUCUCAUUAUGUAUUCUACUUACUUGGAGACCCAUAUCUCUUUUUUACUA